This is a messenger RNA of Meyerozyma guilliermondii ATCC 6260, 1278 nucleotides long. Its product is annotated as S-adenosylmethionine-dependent methyltransferase. Lineage: Eukaryota; Fungi; Ascomycota; Pichiomycetes; Serinales; Debaryomycetaceae. The coding region runs from base 1 to 1278 and encodes 425 amino acids. The transcript has a single exon. The record is from RefSeq and is a predicted model, not a curated record.
AUGCCAUUCGGCACCAAAACUGUAUUUCGCGAUGCUCAUCGCUCGCUCUUCGUCCUCAACUCGGUUGACAUGGAUUUCGAUCCACUCUCGUUAUACACGGCUCAAACUCCCGGGGAAGAGGAAUUCGAUCAAGAACAAUACACCGAGCAAUCACCAAAGGACAUACCGCAGGAGACCUUAAAUAGUGAUGUUAACCUAGCAGAUUAUGAAGAAGACGACGAUCCAAUGCACCCCGUUCACCCUCUAGAUCUUCCCGCUAUACGACUUCAGCCACCCAGAGCGGUCCUACACACUUUAUUGAGACUCUUAGCUCUAGAAGAGAUAUACAAUUUCUCCAAUAGCUCGAAUACAGACCAAAAAUAUACCAGUGUUCAGGAAACCUUUCAACUGAAGAAUAUCAAAUUGAUCGAUGCAGAAAGAGCUUUACCUUGGUUCAGCCAACAUUGCCCAAGAUUCAACACGCUAGAAAAACUUCUGUAUCUACCAUACCUCGCAGGACCAUUGAAAGCUACCGGUCAAUAUAAUGCAUGGCUAAGUAAAAUCAUUUCCAGCGGUCUUUCUUGGAUUCCAAAUUCUGACGACAUUAUGAAAGAGGCGACCCUUCGACUAUCCGAGAACUGUGGACGAACAGCUCAGCCGGAGAUUGUUCGCAAAAUAGGUAUUCCGAACCUCGAUAAGAUUUACAAAAAUGGAGCAUAUUUGCAGCUUCGUGAGCCUUCUUUGACUGGCGAUAAUUUGGGCCUUAAAACAUGGGGUCUGUCACUAGUUCUUUCCAAUAGACUAGUUAACAAUCCUAGGGAAAAGUAUCUAAGGGAGCCAGUUUUGGAAUUGGGUUCUGGUACCGGGCUAGUAGGAAUGGCCAGUGCAAUCUUGGGCUGCGAAACGUUUCUAACCGAUCUUGCUGAAAUUGUACCUAAUCUUGUGAGCAACAUAGAACUCAAUCAGGUUGAGUGUACUGUCCAUGAAUUAGACUGGAGAGAUCCAAGUUCAUUCAAAAGAACCUUCCCCAAUCAGAAAUUCAAAACAAUUAUUCUAAGUGAUCCUAUCUAUUCCUCGUUACACCCUCAAUGGGUGUUCAAUAUGGUCAAUGAGUUUUUGAAAGAUGACGAAGAUUCUCGAGUUCUCUUACAGAUUCCACUUCGACCAAAAUAUGAAGAAGAACGAGAGAGGUUAUGGUCUUUGAUGAGCGACUUUGUUGAAAAGGAAAGCUGCAUCGAAGAAGGUUUUGAUGAUUUCGGAGCUAUGAGGUACAGCUUCAAGUUAUACACAAAGAUAUGA